Dictyostelium purpureum is the source of this 1564-nucleotide messenger RNA. RefSeq lists its product as uncharacterized. Gene Ontology annotation, molecular function: ribonuclease III activity. Gene Ontology annotation, biological process: RNA processing. The transcript is spliced from 2 exons. Lineage: Eukaryota; Evosea; Eumycetozoa; Dictyosteliales; Dictyosteliaceae. The record is from RefSeq and is a predicted model, not a curated record. The coding region runs from base 79 to 786 and encodes 235 amino acids.
AACGAAUAUAAACCAAAAUUAUUAAAACUUUUAAAACAAGAUUUCGAAAUUAAACAAGUUAAAGAAAUAUCAGAUCAAAUGAUUCAAAGUUUAACACAAUGUUCAGAAAAACAAACCAAAGCAGAUCAAGAUAAAUUAUUUUAUUUUGGUGAUUUAACACUUAGACAUUCAAUUAACAAUCCAUUGGAAUUAUCACUAGCAGAUAAAGCCAUAUAUAAAGAGUUUGAAGAACUAGUUCAAUCGGAAUUCUUUUUAAAAAGCCGUUGUGAAGAAAUUGGUUUAUCAGAUUUUAUUAGAUUCAGCUAUCCAAAUAAUUGGAAAGAUUAUAAACAGAUUUAUGCAAAUAACAAUUAUUACAAAUGUUUAAUUAAAUUUAUUGGUGCACUUUAUUUAGAAUUUGGUUUUAAAGUAACUCAUCAAUUUAUUCAUAGAGUUAUUUUAGGUUUACCAAAUAAAAAACCAGCUUCAAUUUUAUUAGAAAUUCCAGAAUCAAUUAUGAUUCAAAAGUUUUCAUUAUAUAAAAUAGAAUCACCAGUAAUAAAAACAACCCCAAAUACUCUUGAUUUUCCAUUUUUUACAACAACUAUCGAAUCAGGUUCUUCAGAAGUUUCAAAAGCAUAUGGUUUAACUAAAAACGAAUCUUACAAUUUAGCAUUAAAAUAUUUAAAUGAUCAAAGUAAUUCAUUAUCAAGUUUAAUGGCUCAUAUUUUAAAAAACACAAAAUCUUAUAAUUUUAUAAAAAAAGAUAAAAACAAUUUUAGAAAAGAUAGAAAUAAUUUAAAAUAAAAAAUUUUUAUAAAUAAAUCUUUUUUUUUUUAUGGUAAAUAAAAAAAAUUUAUAUAUAAACUUUAUUUUAAUUAUUAUUUAUUAUUAUAUGACUAUUAUUAUUAUUAUUUAAUAUAUUAUUAUUUAUAAAUUUAUAAUUAUUAUUUAAAUUAAAUAAUUCAAUUAAAGUACUAGAUAAAUUUAAAGAUUUUCUAUAAUAAUGAAAUGAUUCUAUAACUUGAUUUGAAGAGAAAUUACCAAUUGACUGAUUUUUUUGAUAUUGAUCUGAAUAAUAAUUUGAUUUGAUUAUAAAUAUAAAAGACUUUAAACUCCAAUUCUUUUCUAAGCAAUAUCUGUGUAAAUUAAUAGCCCCUAUUGAUUUAGAUUCGUGUGAUUUCUUUAUAUUAAUUUCUUUAUUUGAAUUUGAAUUUAAAUCAUCAUUAGCUAAAUGAAUAAUUGAGUCUAUUGGUAAAAGAGGUUGUUGUUGCUGUAGAUCUUCAUUAUUCUUAUAUAAUUCAUUAAUUGUAUUUUUUAUUGAAUAAAAUCUUGAUAUAUCUAUACUUUUAAAAUAAAAUAUUAAAUUUUGUUGUUGUUGUUGUUGUUGUUUAUAUUUAUUUAUUAAUAAUUCUAAUUUCCAAUUCAUUUUUGAUUUUGAUAAUAUUAUUAUUGAUUUUGAUUUUUUAAAAAUUUGAAGAAAUUGAUAUAAUAUAUUUUAAAAUAUUGAGUGAAGAAUUCUUUUGACCUGUUAUUAAAAUUGUAUUACCAAAUAUAUCAUUAUCUUCAACUGUAUGGUCUAUAU